AGAGAGAGAGAUAUGAGAGGUGUAAUACCAAACUAUCACCAUUCUUACACUUUCUUCUUUUUCGUUGUCUUUGUUAAUCUGUUUAGCCAUGUGUUCUCGAUCAAUACUUUGUCAUCAACAGAGUCUCUGACAAUCUCAAGCAACCGAACCGUUGUGUCUCCCGGUGAUGUCUUCGAGCUUGGUUUCUUCAAAACCACAAGAAGUAGUUCUCGAGAUGGUGAUCGUUGGUAUCUCGGGAUUUGGUACAAGAAAACCACUGAGAGAACCUAUGUAUGGGUUGCUAACAGAGACAAUCCUGUUUCCAAUCCAAAUGCAACAUUAAAAAUCUCUGAUGCUAACCUCGUCCUCCUUGACCAAUCAGAUACUCUUAUCUGGUCAACGAAUCUGACGAGAGCUGUGAAAUCUCCAGUUGUGGCAGAGCUUCUCGGUAACGGCAACUUAGUGCUCAGAGACUCCAAAACCAAAGACGACCCAAAUCAAUUCUUGUGGCAAAGCUUUGAUUUUCCGGUGGAUACUUUACUCCCGGAGAUGAAAAUUGGCUGGGGUCUCAGAACAGGACACAACAGAUUCCUGAAAUCUUGGAGAUCACCAAAUGAUCCGUCAAGCGGAGAUUAUUCGUUCAAGCUCGAAACUGGAGGGUUACCUGAGUUUUACCUUAAGAAAGGAGCAUUCAAAGUGUACCGAACCGGUCCGUGGAAUGGAAUCCGGUUUAGCGGUAUACCAAAGAUGCAACAAGGGAGCUACAUUGUCGACAACUUCAUAGAGAAAAGAGAGGAAGUCGCUUACACUUUCCGAGUCACCACCACCAACCACAGCUUCAACUCGAGAAUUACACUGAGUUCCAAUGGGUUAUUACAGAUAUACACGUGGAACCCGACAGCACCGGAACCGAACAUGUUCUUGUUUUUCCCGAGCGAUGACUGCGAUUUGUACUCGGUCUGUGGCUCUUACAGUUACUGUGACAUGAAAACGUCACCGGUUUGUAAUUGUAUCGGAGGAUUUGUACCGAAGAACGUGACGGCUUGGGGUUUGGGAGACGCGUCCGAUGGUUGCGUGAGGAGGACGCCACUGAGCUGCGGCAGAGGAGAUAGGUUUUUGCGGAUGGAGAAGAUGAAGUUGCCGGAGACGAGUAGAGUGAAUGUGGACGUGGGAAUUGAGUUGAAGGAAUGUGAGGAGAGGUGUCUCCAGGAUUGUAACUGUACCGGGUUUGCUAAUAUGGAUAUCCGAAAUGGCGGGUCGGGUUGUGUGAUUUGGACCGAUGAGCUCAUGGAUAUGCGGAACUACGUUGCAGGAUCAGGUCAAGAUCUUUAUGUCAAACUAGGACCUGCUUAG
Messenger RNA from Eutrema salsugineum, 1332 nucleotides. Its product is annotated as S-locus-specific glycoprotein. The transcript has a single exon. Bases 13 to 1332 code for a protein of 439 amino acids. NCBI's taxonomy places the organism in Eukaryota, Viridiplantae, Streptophyta, Magnoliopsida, Brassicales, Brassicaceae. Gene Ontology annotation, biological process: recognition of pollen. The record is from RefSeq and is a predicted model, not a curated record.